Messenger RNA from Ichthyophthirius multifiliis, 762 nucleotides. RefSeq lists its product as hypothetical. Gene Ontology annotation, molecular function: acetate:proton symporter activity. The transcript has a single exon. The record is from RefSeq and is a predicted model, not a curated record. NCBI's taxonomy places the organism in Eukaryota, Ciliophora, Oligohymenophorea, Hymenostomatida. Gene Ontology annotation, cellular component: plasma membrane. Gene Ontology annotation, biological process: acetate transmembrane transport; succinate transmembrane transport.
AUGAGUGGUUAACUAGGAGGUAUUGAGUUAAAUAGUGAUUAAAAAGUCUCUCCUGAGCUUUAAAAGACAGAGACUAACUUAUUCUAAUUGGUUUCUAAUUUAGAAUAAAUACGACAUAAAGAAAUGAAAUAUAUAAUUGAUCUUGAAAGUCUCUCUAAAGGAAAAACUCAAAUAGAAUUAAAAGACACAACAUCAAAUCCAGGUCCUUUAGGUUUAUUAGGGUUUGGUUUGACAACAUUUUUAUUGAAUGUACAUAAUGUAGGAUUUUAUGAAUUUGACUCAAUGAUUAUGGGAAUGGGUAUUUUUUACGGAGGGAUAGCUCAACUUAUUGCUGGAAUUAUGGAAUGGAAAAAAAACAAUCUAUUUGGUUCUAUCGCAUUUAUUUCUUAUGGAUCUUUCUGGAUAAGUCUUAUUGGAUUAUUACUUUUACCAAAAACAGGAGCAGUAGUGGCUGCAAAUAAUAAUUCUAUGGGAACUUACAUGCUAAUAUGGGGAAUUUUUACUUUAGGAAUGCUAAUUGCGACAUUAAAAAGAUCAAAUAGAGCACUCAAAAUAUUGUUUUUCACACUUUUUAUUCUUUUCAUGCUUCUGUCAAUUCAUUUUUAUGCUUAAAAUGCUAUACUUUAGAGAGCAGCUGGUGUAGAUGGUAUUUUCUGUGGCUUAUUAGCUAUCUAUAUUGGCAUUGCAGAAAUUUUAAAUUAAACAUAUGGUACAAUAAUUUUACCUCUUGGUGCGUUAAAAAAUUGAUAUGAUGAUAUAAUU